This is a messenger RNA of Monoraphidium neglectum, 213 nucleotides long. RefSeq lists its product as hypothetical. The transcript has 2 exons. The coding region runs from base 1 to 213 and encodes 70 amino acids. The record is from RefSeq and is a predicted model, not a curated record. NCBI's taxonomy places the organism in Eukaryota, Viridiplantae, Chlorophyta, Chlorophyceae, Sphaeropleales, Selenastraceae.
AUGCCCAAGGAGCGCGGCGGCAGUGGCAAGGGGCCGGGGUCGGCUGGCGUGGGGUACCUCAGGCCGAAGCAGCAGCGGGACUCGCAAGGAGUGGCCGCCGGAGCCGGCGGUCGGGCGUCCGCAAAGCCACCCUCACUGGGCGCGGCGGGCCUGCGGCGCGCAGCAGUGGUGAGGGCGGACGACCGCGAUUUGGACGACCUGCCAGACCUCUGA